AAAGAGGUGUGGAAAAAUGAUAAUAGAAUUCUAAUUAUAUUAUAUUGCAAAGAUAUUGCAGUAUUUAGGACUACUUAUGGCAUAUCUCAUAGCCUACUUUCAAUACGGCAACUAGCUAAACCAUUAUUAGUUAGGUCAAAUAACCCCGCCAUAGAAGAUACACUUCCAAAACGUCUUAAAGACGGACUCUCUUCACAUUCCUCAUUUACAUCGCCAUGCUUAGUAUAGAGGUUAACUAGUGCUUAUUCUAACUAUUUGAAAGAUCCAGCGAUUAUUACAUCGUGGUAAGACAAGUCUUAAUGCAAUAUUUCUGACGCAACGCUUCUAACUUAUCUACCGUGGUUAGCUGGUGGCGAAGAUGGCGGGGCUAACCCAUGAUAAUUACACCGUUGGGUGGAUUUGCGCCUUGCCAGUAGAGAUGGCCGCUGCUAAACUCAUGUUUGACAAGAGUCAUCCUGGACUUCCACGAUGUCAACAGAGCGACCGGAAUAGUUAUGUAUUUGGAGAGAUUGCCGGUCAUAAUGUGGUGGUUGCAUGUCUUCCUGAGGGAGUCUAUGGGACCACCUCAGCGGCUGUCGUUGCUCAACAGAUGUUGAUUAGCUUUCCAAAUGUUCAGUUUGGCCUGUUAGUGGGUGUCGGUGGCGGUGUCCCAAGUGCAUCCAAUGACAUUCAUCUGGGUGAUAUUGUUGUCAGCAAACCAAAUGAUCAACAUGGAGGUGUUAUUCAGUAUGACUAUGGGAAAGCUUUGGCAGAUGGAAAACUCCGCCGUACUGGGUCAUUGAAUAAACCACCACAGGUUCUCCUGACGGCAAUUGCGAAUGUACAGUCGGAUCACCAGAUUGGGAAAACCUCGAUUCCCAAGAUCAUUCUCAAUGCAACUCAAACCAGCCAUGAUAUCCGAUCUAGGUUCAGUUCCCCUGGUCCCACAAAAGACCAAUUAUUUGAUAUAUUGUACCAUCACCAGGCCGAAUCUUUCGAUUGUGUUAACUGUGACAAUAAUCGAAUCAUCGUACGAACUCCGCGGGAUCCCAACAGGCCAGAAGUUCACUACGGUCUCAUUGCUUCCGGUAACCAAGUGGUGAAAGAUAGCAGAGUGCGAGAACAUCUGCAACAAGAGAUAGAUGUGUUAUGCUUUGAGAUGGAAGCAGCCGGAUUGAUGGACCAUUUUCCUUGUCUUACCAUACGAGGUAUUUGUGACUAUGCAGAUUCUCAUAAGAACAAGCAGUGGCAAGGGUACGCAGCUCUGACAGCCGCCGCGUAUGCCAAAGAGUUACUCUCUGUAAUAGCAGCUACAGAGGUUAAUAAACCUUCUAUGGAUAAAGAAUCGAUGACUAAAGACAAGUUUCAGGUUCCAUUCGAGUUGACAAACAUGCCUGCCGUGAAUCAUUUUAUCGGUCGUGGAGCUGAUCUCGGUCAUUUGUGGAAAGCUUUGCAACCAAAUGCAUCUAAUCGGCAAAAGGUCGCAAUUCUUCAUGGUACGGGCGGUAUGGGCAAGACGCAGUUAGCUAUCCAGUUUGCGCGGGUAUACAAAGAUGCAUUCACUGCUAUUUUCUGGAUUAAUGGCCAGGAUGAAUAUACCCUGAUUCAGUGUCUAGCUAGAAUCACUAGCCGACUUCAAGAGGGGCCAGCUAAUCUAGGUCCCAUUGAUGGAACAAAAAACGAAAACGAACUGAAAAAAGAUGCGCAGAAGGCCCUAAGAUGGCUCUCACAGGAUAAUAACACUCACUGGCUGUUGAUCUACGAUAAUAUCGAUCAGUACUCGCCUUACGAAAGUGCUCAUGGCAAUGAUAUAAAGCAGGGAACGUAUGAUAUUCACAAAUACCUUCCCUCUGCAGACCAUGGCUCGAUCAUCAUUACCACACGAUUACAACAACUCGCAGAACUUGGUACAAUAUCAUAUCCGGUGAGCAAAUUGUCUUUUAGCGAGGGGGUAGAGCUCCUGAAAAGAUGUUCGGGCUAUACUCAGACUUGUUCCAGUCCGCCAAUUGAUUUAAGCGUGAACGAAUUGGCGUAUCGCUUAGACGGAUUACCACUCGCAAUAGUACUCGCUGGCUCAUUUAUUCGUCGUACGGGAAUGAGCUUGACGAAGUAUUUGGAUCAUUACGAUAGAGCGUGGCGUGAUCUACAAGCAGCAGCAGAACCUCAUCGACAAUAUUCUAAUGGAAAUAUUCUGACUGCGUGGGCAAUAUCCUAUCACGAAAUCAACAAAAGGUCUCCAUACGCAACACAACUUCUCUACCUGCUUUCAUUUUUCUCCAAUAACGAUAUCUGGUAUGAGCUACUCCAAAAUGGCUUAAAUAUUCAAGAUCCACCACAAUGGUUCUCUGAUGUAAUCUCAAACGAGAUUACAUUUUCCAUGACAGUCAAAGUGCUUUUGGAUUUUUCACUCGUACAGCAACAUUUUAACACAGGCGGCUACUCUCUUCACCCUGUGGUUCAGGACUGGUGCGAGCACGAGCUGCCCAGAAUCGAUAUUGAUUUAGAAAAAUCAAAAGCGACCAAUUGGGCUUUAUCUACAGUUGCUGUAGGUUAUGGAGUGCCAAGGCCACUAGAAAAGAAUCGCUGGAUUCUGCAACAUCGUCUCCUUCCUCAUGCAAACCGCAUCUAUCAGUUGAUCAAAUACGAGCCGGAAGCACACUCGAAUAAUGAAGUGUUUUCUGCGUUUCACAAUAUUGGACGCCUCUUUUGGGAUCAUGGAAAGUUAAAGGAAGCUGGGGAAAUGUACCAGCGAGCACUUAUUGGACGUCAGGAUACUCUUAGUUGCAAUCAUAUCUCUACUCUUGACACUAUCCAUAACAUCGGAGUGCUCUAUCAUGAUCGAGGAGAUCUUAAAGAUGCUGAAAAUACGUUUCAAAAAGCACUCCUCGGUUAUCAAAAGACCGUUGGCUCCGAUCAUGCCUACACUCUUGGUACUAUGCAAAAUCUUGGGAAUAUCUAUAUGGAUGCAAAAGAAAUGGACAAAGCCGAAGACAUAUACCGGAAAAUCCUCCAUAUUUCUGAGACUGUUUUGCAUCUGGAUCGCACCUUUAUACUUGAUAUUAUUCAUAACCUUGGAAAUCUCUACUGGAAUCAGUCCAAACCAAAAGAGGCAGAGAUCAUGUACCAGAAAGCUCUAUCUGGUAAAGAAGACGCUCUUGGCCUAGACCAUCCCUCUACCCUCGACACUAUUCACAAUCUUGGAGUUGCUUACUAUGAUCAAGGUAAGAUUCAGGAUGCAGAAGCAAUGUAUCACCAAGCAUUAGCUGGUAAGAAGAAGGCACUUGGUCCAGAACAUACUUCUAUACUUGACACUCUCUACAAUCUUGGUAGGCUAUAUCACAACCAGCGAAAGCUGAAGGAGGCCGAAGAGAUAUACCAGCAAGUGCUGAAUGGUAAAGAAAAAGCUCUCAGUCAAGAUGACUUCUCCAUUGCUGGUACUGCUCACAAACUUGGAAUACUCUAUUCGCAACAGAGUAUGUUCCAUAAAGCUGAGGAGAUGUACCAGCGAGCGCUUCUUACUUGUGAACGCAGUCUUGGUCCAGAUCAUAUAUCUACUCUUGACUCAGUUCAUAGUCUUGGGAUCUUCUACUACCAGCAGGGUAAUUUAGAAAAGGCCGAAUAUAUGUACCAGAAGGCAUUCAAUGGUUUGAAAAUGAAAUUCGGGCUAAACCAUACCUCUACCCUUGGUGUUAUUAAUAACCUUGGAGUUCUUUAUCAGGAGCAGGGAAAAGUAAAGGAGGCCAAAGAAUUAUAUCAACAAGCAAUCAGUGGCUGGGAGAAGAUAUUUGGUUUUUAUCAUGUGUCUACUCUUGGUGCCGUUCAUAACCUUGGCGAUCUUUGUUAUAGUCAGGGAGAGGCGAAGCUGGCGACAGAGAUAUACCAUCGAGUACUGCUCGGCUAUGAGAAGUUACUGGGAUCGAAUCACGAAAAGACCAAGGAAGUACUAGAGAGGUUACACUCAUUGAGUGGAUAUAUUUCAAACUCAUAG
This is a messenger RNA of Paecilomyces variotii, 3967 nucleotides long. Its product is annotated as F-box domain protein. The coding region runs from base 359 to 3967 and encodes 1202 amino acids. The record is from RefSeq and is a predicted model, not a curated record. NCBI's taxonomy places the organism in Eukaryota, Fungi, Ascomycota, Eurotiomycetes, Eurotiales, Thermoascaceae. Gene Ontology annotation, biological process: nucleoside metabolic process. Gene Ontology annotation, molecular function: ADP binding; catalytic activity; protein binding. The transcript has 2 exons.